AUGGCAGAUGAUAUCUUGCUCAGCAAGGUCCAUGGCCUCAGCGACCUCGAACUCGCCGGGCUACUGUGCCUCGACCAGAUAUUCACCAAGACCUUUGGCCUCAAAUGCGUCGUUGUCGACUGCCACGCCCACACCACCCUCGAUGACUUCGCCGCCGCCAUUCUCACCUCGAUACCCCAGUCACGCACCCCCUCGCCCUUUCAAACCCGCAACUCGGCGGACCCCUCGUACUUUGGCGCCCGCCCCGGCGCCCUCACCCCUCUGACCUCUCUCUCGGCGACGAGCCCCGGCCACCCUCCCCCGGCCAUGGCCAACGUCAUCCUCGCCCGCAACCUCGACCAAGCGCCCAAGGCCGUCCAGAUCCAGGCCCUCGAGCUCCUGCGGACCCGCCGCAUCUUCACCCGCACCGCCGUCCCAGGCGGCGCCCAAGCAGUUCCUCUUCGUCGCGGCGCUCGGCGCGCAGAGCGGCGGGCGCGCGCGCGAUUCGAGGCCACCGUGGGGGACGGCGGCUCGGAGACGGGCAGCAUGGAGAGCGUCGUGAAGAAGAGCGUCAACGGGGACCUCCGAGUCGAGGACGACCCGUUGCUGAGCGAUGUGGAUAUCGCUGCCCUGGCAAGGCUCAGUCAGGGUGUGCAGAUUGACGUGGAUGUCCUCCGCUACCAGAUGAAUCUGAUAUCCUUCUUGCGAAUGCACCGAGCCGUCGGGGGUGGUGUCAGUCCAACAGCGACGAAGCACUUUGAGCAGCUGAUCAAGGCGCUGGCGCCGCUACACCAGCUGGAUUACGCGACGCCAGGCCUCGUCGCACUGGCGUUGCGGAAGGUCUAUCUGCACAGGAUCCAGAUCGUGGAGCCGGGACAGGAGAGGAGCAUGCAGUGGGGUAGCGAGCUCGAGGCCAUAGAGGCCUUGCUCGAGGAUAUCGGGCCGGAAGAGGUCAUGGAAGAGGUUCUGGACAUGGUUGCGACGCCACUUUGA
Molecule: messenger RNA, 972 nt
Organism: Verticillium alfalfae VaMs.102
Lineage: Eukaryota; Fungi; Ascomycota; Sordariomycetes; Glomerellales; Plectosphaerellaceae
Exons: 4
Coding region: 1-972 (323 amino acids)
Source: RefSeq, a predicted model, not a curated record